AGCAUUAGCUAUAAGCUGGUAGUAGACCGCCGGUCUUGUUCAUCAAUAAUCACAACUGCAACCGACUUUCCAAGCAGCUUCCAUUCAGCGCUUUAAACAGAGUUGCUUCCCUGCCACAUUCAAUCUUUUUAUUGGCCAGCCUCUAUUGUUCAACUCUUUUCAAGGGAAAGAGAAUGACAUCACCUUUUUAAACCCUGAGCCUGCCUAUGAUUGGCCGAUGAGGUAACCAAGGUCUUUUUUUCUGACUUUCCUCUGCUUCACACACCCUUUGGAAAAGAAUUAAGUGGCAGUAACGUGAGGAAGGAUGGUUGCUGGGAAGAAGCUGGAUUAGAAUUCUACAAGCUGCACUUUUUAAAAGAACAUCCUGGCACCAGUUGAAACUUGCUGCAUAGAGUCCAGCUUCCUUUUCAGUCCAUUAGGCCCAGCAUGAAAUAAGACUCCUCUGGUGCAACUGAGAUGGAGGUGCUUAACACCACUAAUGCAUCUGAAAUGGAGACCCUUGUCAAUGGUGAGAGUGGUCAGCAAGUUAAACAGGAAAACCAAAGCCUGCAAGAGACACCUGCAGCAUCACCAGUAAACAAAAAAAGCAAUGUUAAAACAGCAGUAGUGAAGCCUAGGACUGUGAAAAGCACCACAGAUGGUUCAACAACAACAAAACAAGGGACCUCAAGCAAACCAAGCUCUCCGUCCAAACCAGCACCUCUACGUAGUAAGCCUACCAGUGGGACCACUAAACCUACAGCUGAUUCUAGCAAGACCAGUAGUGGCACCAAAAGAUUGAGUGCUGUUGGCAAGACAGACAGCAGUGCAGGCAAAAAUCUAACAAAUGGAGUACCUAAAAGGCCUGCUGCACCAGAUAGGAAACUGCCACCUGUGUCUCAAUCCAAGACAAAACCAGCAAGCCUGGCACAAACAAAAGACAAAAAUGCAUCUACAAAGAUAAUUAAUGGGCCCUCCGGUACCACUGAAACUCAAGAUAAAAAGGUAGAUGCAGGUACAGAAAAGACAGAAAAAGUACAAAGUGUGAAGAAAUCUACAAGUACAACUUCCAGCACAGCAAAACCGAAGACCAACAUAACAGCUGUGAAGACUUCCAGUUUUCCUCUGUCCAAAGGAACAGUUGGAAGUACCAAGCCAGAAAAACCUGUACCAAGUAAAACAGAAAGAAGUGUGGGAUCAGCACCCAGCAGCACCAAGCCUUUGGGACCUUCUGCAGCUAAGACAUCAGCCAAGCCGCCAGCAGCUGUCAAAGUUAAGAAGGCACCAGUCAGUAGUGGCACCACUGCUCCCUCUGGUGGUGAGAAUACUGCAUCUCUGCCCAAGAAAACACCAACUGGACAAAAAGAAAAUGCCAAGACUGCAGCUGUAUCCAGAAAGCAAGUCCCCAGUUCUGAAAGCAAAAUAGCAUCUGUGAAAUCUGCAAAAAAAGAACCUGUCAAACCUGGGACACGCAGCACACCCACAGGUCAAAAUACUGAAGCAAGUAAAAACCUCCAAACCACUCCUAAUUUAAAAAGUCCCGACAAGGCCAAAGUACGUCUGCAGCAGUCUGCAUCUCUUAAAAGUUCUUCCCAGAAGGAGAAAAGUAGUCCUCGCCCUAAUACUUUGCCUCCCAAACCUGCUGCUCAAAGAACGCCAACUUCCACAAAAUCUGAAACCUCUGUAAAAGCAGUCCCAAAAAAGAAACUGGUUGUUAAUGCGGUUACAACUUUAACACAUAAAGAGCCUGAAGACAGAGGUGGUGCCAGUACCAAAGAAGCUGUAGUGAGUGGAUCUGAAAUCCCCACCAAAGAGACUGAGGAUGUGCAAGCUUCCUUACAGGUGGAAGUGAAUGCACAAGAAAGUGUAGAGUCAUGCAAGAUGGAAGCCUCAGAUGUUAAACUAACUGAAGAAAUGCCAGUAACUACAGAGAUCUUGCAUGAGGAGGUACUUCUGGAGAAGGCACUUCCAGAGAUGGAGACAAAGAAGGUGAUGGUAUAUUUAGAGGAGGAGAUGCCCAAGGCAGACGAGAUGCCAGAGACUUUGGUAAUGUCUGAAACUCUGGUGCAUCCUGAGCUGGAGACAGAGAAAGUGCUAAUUGAGGAAAAACAAAGAGAGUAUGUGCUGACUAAAAUGCUUCCUGGAACUGAGGCAGAGAAGGAAGUGCUGCCAGAGUCUGUGAUGAUUCCUGUGGCGGAGGCAGAGAAGCAAGUGCUGCCAGAGGCGGAGGUGAUCCCAGUCACGGAGGCAGAGAAGCAAGUGCUGCCCGAGGUGGAGGUGAUCAUAGUCACGGAGGAGGAGGAGAUGCCCGAUGUGGAGGUGAUCCCAGUCACGGAGGCAGAGAAGCAGGUGCUGCCCGAUGUGGAGGUGAUCCCAGUCACAGAGGCAGAGAAGCAAGUGCUGCCCGAUGUGGAGGUGAUCCCAGUCACGGAGGCAGAGAAGCAAGUGCUGCCCGAGGUGGAGGUGAUCCCAGUCACGGAGGCGGUGGAGGUGAUCCCAGUCACGGAGGCAGAGGAGGAGGAGAUGCCAGAGGUGGAGGUGAUUCCAGUCACGGAGGCAGAGGAGGAGAUGCCAGAGGUGGAGGUGAUCCCAGUCACGGAGGCAGAGAAGGAGGAGAUGCCCGAGGUGGAGGUGAUCCCAGUCACGGAGGCAGAGAAGGAGGAGAUGCCCGAGGUGGAGGUGAUCCCAGUCACAGACGUAGAGAAGGAGGAGAUGCCAGAGGUGGAGGUGAUCCCAGUCACAGAGGUAGAGAAGGAGGAGAUGCCAGAGGUGGAGGUGAUCCCAGUCACGGAGGCAGAGAAGGAGGAGAUGCCCGAGGUGGAGAUGAUCCCAGUCACUGAGGCGGAGGAGGAGGAGAUGCCCGAGGUGGAGGUGAUCUCAGUCACGGAGGCAGAGAAAGAGGAGAUGCCAGAGGUGGAGGUGAUGCCAGUCACGGAGGCAGAGGAGGAGAUGCCAGGGGCGGAGGUGAUGCCAGUCAUGGAGAAGAUGCCAGAGGUGGAGGCUAUCCCUGUGAUGGAGGUAGAGAAGGAAGAAUCUGAGCUACCUGAGAAAAUGUUGCAAGAAACCAAGUCUGAUAAAGAGGUGAUGCUUCAAGACAGAGAGGAUUUGGACAUUGUAAAUGAAAUGCUUUGUUCAGGAGAAAUUGAUACCUGUGACCAAAUGAAGGAACUCCACAUGUAUGAUCAGAAAGAAAGUGACAAAGUGUGUAUUGAUGAUUUCAUUGAAGACAGAACUGUUGAAUUCCAUCUACAUGCGGAAAAUGUUGCAGUCACGCAGUCUGUGCAAGACUCUUGGGAAAAUACAGAACUUGGUCCUCAAGAUGGCUUAAAAGAAAAAUCGACUUUAAAUGGUGAGCAUCAAAAAAUAGGAAUGUUGCAUCCAGCUGGUGAAAGAGAAGGGAUUGCAGAGCUACGUUUUAGUGAAGAGAGUGCUGUUAGAGGUGUCAAGGAGCCGUUGUGUACAGAAAGUACACCAGGUGAAGAGAACAUUUCAAGACCUUGUUCUGAAGUGUUGUCUUUCAGUUUGCUUGGAAGUGAGCAGAAGGUGGAAGAGCCCUGCACAGAAAACGAAGAUCUGCAUGGGAAUGUUUUGAGUUUAGGAGUUGGUAGCUCACCUUCAAGCACUGAAAGAUUUUCAGAUGAAGUAUCUGUAAAGCAACACUUGAUAGCCUCACCAGAGGAUAGUAAUCUUCUUACCUCAAGAGUGCAGACAGAGGCUUUCUCUGCAUCUCUGUCUGAAUAUGAAGAGAAGUAUCUGAAAGAAGAGCAGGUUAUGAAUAAGGAUGAGAGUUCUGUUGACAGAGUUCAGCAAGAAACCAGUGAACAGUGUGGGUUUAUUGCUCCACAUGUUGGAACAGUGGAGUUUAAGGAUCUAAAAGAGAAAAGUUUGCCAAGUGAAACUGAGGAAUUGGUAAGUGGAUCUGAGCAGCAGAAUAAAGAUGCCUUGCUUAAUGUCCAGCUGGCGAAUGCUGAAGAAUAUCCACCAGCUUUUGCAGAAAAUGUAGAUGUGUUGCAUGAUCGAGAAAAGGAUUAUGAGGAAAUUGCAUCUAGAGAACAGCGUGAGUGGAGUGAAGCAAAAGGCUGCACUCCUGCUUCUCCUGAAGGUGUAAUGAAAGUAGACUUAAAAGAGCAUUCAGCAAGUGAAGAAAAUUCUUAUUUUACAAUGUGUAGUGAAGAUCAGCUACAAGAAAAUGUUCGUAUGCAAGUGCAUGGAGAACAGGAAGCCUUAUUGCUACUAGCUGAUUCUCACUUAAAGGGAAAGUCUUUCCCUUGUGAAGAGAUGGAAGAAAUUAAUGAUUAUGAAAGUGUUGCACAGUUCCGGACUGAAAGUACAAAUGAGGUGGGGUUGGCUACAGUUAAUCUGAGUGCAGAGAGAGGCAUAAAAGUGGAGGAGUAUUUCAGUGAUUCAAAUGUGAACGAAACUGUACAAGCAAGCAAAACUGAUGAAUAUGCAGAGCCUGACAAAACCUCUCUCCUUAAUGCCUAUUUGGAAGAGAAAACUGAUUCAAUUGUGGUGAUUUGUGAAAGUGAAAUGGAGGGAACGAGCUUGGAUUACAGGAAGAAACUAACGCAUGCAGAAGAGGCUGCUGUUUCUGAAGCUGUGGAUGAAAUGGUUUGCGUACCUGUUGGAGUAGUCUCUGUUAAUGAAAGAUGUGAAAUGAGUCCACAGGGGUAUGCACUACCAGAAGUAGCCAGUUCAGAAGUUGAACAUUCCAUGCCUCCAGAAAUGCAAAUAUUUAAAAAUGUGGAUUAUUCAAAAAAACCUGAGCAAAAAGUUCCUUUUGGUGACAGUGAGUGUGAUCAAAAGGCAGUGGUCAAGCAAUAUGAACAGACUUCAUCUGAAGAAAAAAAUGAUGCAUCUGAAGAAGAAACUGAUGCAUCAGAUACAGUAGCACAAGGCUAUGAGCAUCCUCCAAGAAGCUAUGAAAUGCCAAAUGUAGGCCUAGAACUGCCUUUAGAUGAGCUCUGUUUACAUCAGUUAAGAGAAUCCCAGACUUUAAGCAAAGACAUGCACUCUGUAGUAAAGCCUCAGACACUGCCAGUGCAGUUUGAAAGUUCCAGUGAGCAAAAUGUUGUGCCACCCCCUGAACAUGAAAAUACAACCUUUGUAGAUCUAGAAAGUGUGGGUCCUGAAGAUCAGUCCCCUGAAAAGGGACCUUCACAUUCCAGUACACUGAGUGGUGCAGAACUUGCAGGGAAAAGCAGCAGUGAAACUAGCACCCCAGAAGAGCUUAGAGAUUAUGAUAGCAGUUCUGGGGUUGAGUCAAGGUCAGAAGAAAAACUAGAGUAUUUCUUGGACCACACAGACUCCCAAAUCAACAAAUUCAGUAGUCCGUUAGAUGAACUGCCAGGAGAUCAAGAUUUGGGAAUUCACUUGGAAAAGGGUGAUGAAGCAGAAACCAUACCUGCUGAUGAGUUGUUGGGAGACCCACCAACAGAACCCACAGUAUCCUCAGAAGAUGACCACUCUGAUGCAGAUGAAGAUUUAAUAAAAGAGACUAUGCUGCAGGGGAUAGAUAACCCUGUUUUUGAAGAGAAAAGCAAGCAGUCUUCUGUUCUUGAGGUUGAAGUGUGCAAAUCCCCUGGAUUUCAUGUGGAAGGGUCUGAAGAUCAAGCAUUCUCUGAAACACCAGUUUCUGAUGAAGCAGAAACUCCAGUUUCUGAUGUGGAAAAUGAAAUGCCACCUUUGAAAGAGGCAGAACCUAAGGAUCUGACAUGCAAUAUAAAAGUAGCCUCUGGGGUUUUGUCCUCUGAAGCAGCAGGGGUUGACUUGGUAGCUAUUGCUUGUGAGGCUGACAUGCACAAUUAUGAGGCUUUGCCAUUGAAAUAUGUGCCUUUUGAUAAAAUGGAAGAUUUUAAAGCUCUGCCAUCAGAUGCAGGAGGAGUAGAAUCUGUUUUACCUUUGGAUGAGGAAGAAGCAGAACUUGAGACUCUGCCCUACACUGCAGAAAGAGUGACAAGAGCAUCAGAUGCAGCAGGGCUAGAUGUGCAUUCUGCGCACUUUUCCAAUUCCCCUACAUCGGAUUUAAGUCUUACUUGCAACAUUCCUGUUGAAGCUGAAUCCUUGUCUGAAAGUGACCAGGUAACACCUGAUAUUACAUCUGAGACAACUCCGACUGAGUCUGACCAUCACUGUUCCCCCAAAUCUGAUAUUUUAAUUGAUCAUAUGCAUCUCCAUAAAUUGAAUGAAGCUGAAUCUCGGCUGAGCAGCAAGUGGGACCACAGCAUGCUACUGGAAGAAUCUGGUAACCUAGUUUCUGACCAUUUUGGAUCUGCUGGAAGCAAGGCAGGUUCUCUUUUUGGAGAAGACUUUAGCAGCCCAUUAAGGCAUGUCGUGGCUGCAGCUGUGGAUGAAGAACAUGCACAAGGUUAUUGCUCUGCAGCUUGUGAAAAGACUGAUAGUGAGGUGCCAGGUAAUGUAUAAAAGCUGUAGAGUAGAUUUUUUUUUAUUGCUCUAAGUGCCACUGCCAAGUGUGUAAAGGCUAACCUGUAUGUGCAAUAGUCGCUAAUAUUGAAGGGAAAUUUUAGGCCUGGUCUGAACUAUAUUCAGAGGGGACCCCAGCACUGAAACCCUGUUUUCAUAUUCCUUUCGUCUCCUCCCAGAGUAUGUUCCUUUUUGUGUGUCAGAUUGUUUGUCCUUUUUAUUGUUAGCAUUUAAAAUAAAGUUAAUAAACUUGGGUAUUUGUAUUUUCA
Protopterus annectens (West African lungfish) is the source of this 6671-nucleotide messenger RNA. RefSeq names its product titin homolog. NCBI's taxonomy places the organism in Eukaryota, Metazoa, Chordata, Ceratodontiformes, Protopteridae. The record is from RefSeq and is a predicted model, not a curated record. The transcript is spliced from 5 exons. Bases 457 to 6402 code for a protein of 1981 amino acids.